AUGGCGCUGAGGGGGGUCUGGCAGCUGCAGAAGCUCGUGGUAAAUUACUGUGAUUGGGGAGGGAGCAGCAGGGGCAUCAGGGCCUUCAUGGAGGCACAUCUUCCAGCCUUUAAGGAAAAGAAUCCACACUUAGAAGUGGUGGCAGAGGUUGUCCGCGGUCAACAUCCUAACUUGAAGGGAAUUUACAAAAACCAUAACGAGCGAGUGGUCUGUGUGAGAAAUUUACCGCCAGAAGAAAUACUCCUGCAAGCCACGAGGCUAAGGAACUCCCUGGGCAGGAAAGUGGUGAAACUGCGAACAAGACACGCGGGCGAGAUCUUUAUGGCGACGUCGUUCGACCGCUGGGAGAAGGACCCCUUCUUCCUCGCCGCCGAGGAGGUCCAGGAAUCCGCCGAUCGGAUGGAGUUGGUGUAUAGGGUAUGGGUGCAGGAGAGGAGCGGCGGCGAUUCGGAGGGGGCAAGCGUCAGUGGAGGCCCGUCAGCUGCGGAGCUUCGCCGCGAGCUGCACACGGCGCUUGGCACCGCCAAGUGGCAGCUUGAUGAACUGUCGCGGGCAAUCAGAUCGAACGACCUGGUUAUCUCAGCAGGAAAAGACACAAGAGCUAGGCAUGAUGACUUUGUUACAGCAAUUGGCUAUCGAAUAUUAGAGGUCGAGAAAAACUUGAAAGAAUCCAAUGUUGCAGAGGGGAGGGGGCCGUUGAGCUGGGUUCAUUUGGAUGAGGAUGAACGGGACGACCUUGCAGCUUUCCUAUCUGCCAGUCCUUUUCAACAGAAAGACAAAGUGGUCACAAUUCCUUCAGCAGGUGAUAUUGAAGUGGGCAGCAAUGCAGCAAGGAUGAAAAAUGAUAUAUCAACUGACAGCUCCAAGGAUUCAGCUGGUUCCACGGAUUUGAUUUCAGCAAGAGCAAAGGAAGAUUUGCAUCGUGGGCACAGAAGAGCAGCUAGUGCCAGUGCUGAUAUAGGCUCAUGGAGCAUGUCAAUUCCUAACGAAUGUGAAGGAACUACAGAACAAUUAUCUGAUGGCUCAGACAAAAUGCCUUUGCUCAAGAUAGUGAAAACAUGUGCUUUGACGAGUACCGUGCAACCUAAGCCUAGAACGAAGUGUAAAAAUGGAGCUGUUAGGUGGGCAGGCGUUAACCAACAGGAUGUUGAAGAGGCUAUCCCUCUGAGUACUUCUCAGUUGAGUCAGGGUUUAGAGGGAUGCUUUGAAAGGAACAAGAGUUGCUUAAGUUCCUGUGAUGAGCAUACAUACAAUAAGAAGCUUUAUGGUUGGCUCGGAGCCCUUCAUAGACAACUUCAAAGAUCUCAGUAUCAGAUUCGAUAUGGGCAUCCUAUUCAAUUGAUUCUUUUGGCACUUGCUGCUCUUGUAAUCAGACAUCUUCAGGGCAAUCCUUGCAUCAAGAUUGCUUCUGUCAUACUUGGAUAUUCUGAAUGGUGCCCUGAACACUUGAUGCACCUCGAGAACUCAAUCCUCCGUGGUGGCUGGUUGGCACCUAUGUACUGUAAUGGUCCCAGCAUAAAUUAUUGGUGCAGUGGGCUGGUGAUCAUGCUGCUAGCAACCGAAAUUGCAAGACUUGUAUCAUUCAUCAAUGCUAUUGCUUUUACUGCCUGA
Molecule: messenger RNA, 1611 nt
Organism: Miscanthus lutarioriparius
Lineage: Eukaryota; Viridiplantae; Streptophyta; Magnoliopsida; Poales; Poaceae
Source: the annotation of a GenBank genome assembly